UUUUAUUUUUAUAAUAAUUAAAAUAUAAGAGCAAUUUUUUAUUUACUUGAGAACCAUAAAAAAGAUUGAUUUCGGGCAUAUCAAAAUUUGACGGGGAAGACACCAUACUUGACUCUGCUUAGGUUCAGGUGUGUGCUGUGCCGUGCAAAGUGCAAUCUUGGGAGUAUGAUGGAUGCUGUUCCAAGUGAAGGUCAAAUCUAGUGUGAGUCAGGGCAAUGGUGUCUCACAUUGUUGGGUAUCCUCGGAUGGGGCCAAAGAGAGAGCUCAAAUUUGCAUUGGAGGCUUUCUGGGAUGGAAAGAGUAGUGCCGAAGAGCUGCAGAAGGUUGGGGAUAACCUCAAAUUGAGUACUUGGAAGCAAAUGGUUGAUGCUGGAAUCAAAUUCAUCCCGAGUAACACGUUCUCAUACUAUGACCAUGUAUUGGACACCACAGCCAUGUUGGGUGCUAUUCCUCCAAGAUAUGGUUGGAGUGGAGGUGACAUAGGGUUUGAUGUUUACUUUUCAAUGGCUAGGGGUAAUGCCUGCAUUCCUGCAAUGGAAUUGACCAAGUGGUUUGAUACUAACUACCACUACAUCGUACCUGAGCUGGAGCCGAAUAGCAAAUUCUUUUAUGCAUCUCGUAAGGCAGUGCAAGAAUAUAGAGAGGCUAAAGCUCAUGGCAUUGACACAGUUCCAGUCCUCCUAGGCCCUGUUUCUUACUUGUUGCUAUCCAAACCUGUAAAAGGAGUGGAUAAAUCAUUUUCUCUUCUAUCACUGUUAGAUAAAAUUCUUCCUGUCUACAAGGAAAUUGUAGACGAACUAAUGGCAGCUGGUGUUUCGUGGAUUCAGUUUGAUGAACCUACCCUUGUAAUGGAUCUUGAUUCUCGACAAUUAAAUGCAUUUACUCAUGCCUACACAGAACUAGAAUCAUCGAUUUCUGGGUUGACCAUUCUCCUUGAAACAUAUUUUGCUGAUAUUCCUGCUGAUGCAUACAAAACAAUUACAGCUUUGAAGGGUGUCUCAGCUAUUGGAUUUGAUUUAGUUCGAGGAUCAAAAACAUUGGAUCUAAUUAGGAAUGGAUUUCCACCAGAAAAAUAUCUGUUUGCUGGGGUUGUUGAUGGCAGAAAUAUUUGGGCUAACGACCUUGAAGCUUCUCUCACUACUCUGAAGACUCUAAAGGGCAUGGUUGGAGAAGACAAACUCGUGGUCUCUACAUCAUGUUCCCUUCUUCAUACUGCAUUUGACUUGGAAACAGAAAUUAAAAUGAACAAAGAGCUCAAGUCAUGGCUUGCUUUUGCUGCUCAGAAGCUACUUGAAGUCAGCUCAUUGGAGAAGGCAUUAACUAAUCUCAAGAAUGAGGCAUUCUUCUCUGCUAACGCUGCAGCUCAGGCUUCAAGAAAGGCAUCCUCUAGAGUAACUAAUGCAGCUGUUCAGGAGGCUGUCUCUUUGUUAAGGGGUUCUGACCACCGUAGGGCCACGAAUGUCUCUGACAGGUUGGAAGCUCAGCAGAGGAAGCUAAAGCUUCCUAUUCUCCCAACAACUGCUCUUGGAUCAUUCCCCCAAACUCUGGGACUUCGAAAAUUGCGCCGUGAAUACAAGAUUAACAAAAUAUCUGAGGAAGACUAUGUGAAGGCCAUUAAGGAGGAAAUAAACCAAGUGGUUAAACUUCAGGAAGAGCUGGAUCUUGAUGUUCUUGUCCAUGGAGAACCAGAGAGGAAUGAUAUGGUUGAGUAUUUUGGGGAGCAAUUAUCUGGUUUUGCCUUCAGUGAGAAUGGAUGGAUUCAGUCUUAUGGAUCUAGAUGUGUGAAGCCACCAAUUAUAUAUGGUGAUGUUAGUCGUCCCAAAGCAAUGACAGUGUUCUGGUCUUCCCUGGCUGAGAGCAUGACAAAACGUCCAAUGAAGGGAAUGCUUACCGGUCCCAUCACCCUUUUGAAUUGGUCUUUCGUCAGAAAUGACCAACCAAGAUUUGAUACCUGCUAUCAAAUUGCCUUGGCGAUCAAGGAUGAGGUGGAAGAUCUUGAAAAGGUUGGAAUUAACAUUAUCCAAAUUGAUGAGCCAGCUUUGAGAGAGGGUUUGCCCAUCAGGAAGUCUGAGCAAGCAUUUUACUUGGAAUGGGCUGUGCACUCUUUCAGAAUAACUAAUUGUUGUGUUCAAGACACCACCCAGAUUCACACGCAUAUGUGCUACUCAAAUUUCAAUGACAUCAUCCACUCAAUCAUGGACAUGGAUGCAGACGUCAUCUCUAUUGAGAAUUCUAGGUCUGAUGAGAAGCUUCUAUCAGUUUUCCAUGAGGGUGUGAAGUAUAGUGCUGGUAUAGGCCCAGGUGUAUACGAUAUUCACUCACCAAGAAUCCCAUCUGUUGAAGAAAUUGUCGAAUGCAUCAAAAAGAUGCUUGCAGUUCUUGACUGCACCAUCCUCUGGGUCAAUCCUGACUGUGGCCUCAAGACGCGCAAAUAUUCUGAAGUCAAGCCAGCACUGAGCAAUAUGGUUGCUGCUGUCAAGAUCAUCCGUAAGCAGUUGAUAGCUAACAAAUCAGAGCUUUUUAGUUCCCUUUGGAAAGCCAGGACAGAUUGCUGAAGUACAUCCCCAGCAGAAAAGCAAAGAGAGCAGCCAGGACCAUUUUGAUCGUCUCCCCGGACAUCUUCAGUCUAGUUGUGGGACUUCCUGCAUAGUGAUUGUAACCUUCUACUCCAGCUAUGUCAUGAUACUUAGUUCGUUUACUUAUGGAAUCAGCUUCUAUAUUUCCUGCACCUCCUUCAGGAUUAUCACCACCUGUAGUUCUUCCUGCAGCCUUCAGAUCACUGUUGGCUCUAUCACUUAUCUUCUCUUGUUGAAGCUCUGUUUCAUCUUUCCUAUCACCCUUUGCGUCGGUACUGCUUUUCUCCUCUUCUUUUGUGGGCUUUUCUUGUUUUUUCUGAGCAGGUUUCUCAGAAGGAUUCUCAACACCAGUUUUCUUAAUCCGAUCAUCAUUUGGUGUGGUGUUCUGGGGGCGAGCUGGUGGAUCGAUCUUUGGUGCCCGAGGUGGCGUUUGUGGUUGUGGGGUGACUGAUGGUGGGAUUUUCCUCUCGUCUUUCUGUGCUGGAACAAUCAGCUUUGGCUGCUUCACAUAUAGUAUCCCCCCUUCAAAUUUUGCCGUGAUUUUGUUGUUGUCACAGUUUGCCGAGAUAGGGAAAGUUUCCUGGAAUAUGCUCCACUUGUUGUCUCCGAUUGGCCUGGUUCCACUGAUCCUUAAAGCUCCCGUGCUAUAAAGAAACUUACCUGGGAGAUACAAGAGGAGAGUGUCGCAUUCGUCCUCUUGAAUUAAAUCUGAGCCAGGUUUAUAAUUGCUUGUGUGAGCCGCCAUACUUGGAUCCAUGAACAGGAAGCUUGGCUUCACCCAUAUUCUUUGUUUGGUUUUAGCUCUAGUUUUGCAUUUCGUGGCUUCAUGCACAGGGAAAGUAUAAGAGCUUGGGAAUGUUGGGUCAAGCAUUUUCUUGACAUCUGGGGUUUGUUUGCUUUUGUUAGUUUGUGUUAUGCUUUUUGGGAUUAAAUAACUUGAUGAUAUUUUGUACCAAAAAAUUCGUACUCUCUUCAUCCCAAUUCAAAAUACUUUUUUUUUUUUU
This is a messenger RNA of Andrographis paniculata, 3580 nucleotides long. RefSeq names its product 5-methyltetrahydropteroyltriglutamate--homocysteine methyltransferase-like. Lineage: Eukaryota; Viridiplantae; Streptophyta; Magnoliopsida; Lamiales; Acanthaceae. The transcript is spliced from 15 exons. The record is from RefSeq and is a predicted model, not a curated record. Bases 216 to 2555 code for a protein of 779 amino acids. Gene Ontology annotation, molecular function: zinc ion binding; 5-methyltetrahydropteroyltriglutamate-homocysteine S-methyltransferase activity.